AUGAUUUCUCCUAGUGAGAGUUAAAAGACGUAGUAGUAAAUACUACCAAAUUUUGGCUUUUGCUAAGAUAAAUAAAUAUUUUAACACGAUUUAAAUGAAAAUAAUAUUAAUUAGUAACAUUAGAAAAUAUUAUCUAAAAUUGAAGAGAAACCUAACAUUAAAUAAAACAAACAUAUAUUAGAAAGAAUGCAUGAUGAGCAAAGCCAUGAUGAAGAGCAUGAACUCAGAGGUUAUGAGUGGAUAUAGUCAACAAAUGAAGAGGAUUUUUAAAUAAUGAAAAAUGUUUGUUAUUUAGAAUAAUUUUUAGAUAUGUAUGAUGAUCUCGAAGAAGAAGAUUUUCUUCAUCUUGAUAUACCAUAGUUUAUGCAAUAUUUAGAAAAUUCAGAAAGUGAAUCUGAGAGCAUUUAAUCAGAUGAAGAAGAAAUGGAAGAUUAAUUUGAAGAUAAUGACCUAAUUUAAAAUGUAAACACUCAUAGAUAUAGUGAAUCUAGACUAUUAAACACAAAUUUAAAAAAUGAAUAAGGAGUUAAGAAAACAGAUGAAUUUCAAAAGUUCGAUUAACCAGCAAAUAAUGCUGAAUCUACUAUGAAUGCUGAAGCUGUAGUUAAAAACAAUAAAAUCAUUACAAAUAUGAAGAAUAAAGGAAAAAAUUAAAUGAGCUAGAAUAGCAUAGAUUCCCAAAGAGAAGAUGACAUUUACUCUUAAAUUAAUCAAAAAGGUAAGGCAAAAAGAUACUAAAGCUCUCUAGCUCUACUUGCUUAAGAACAGUUUAUUAGAAUUUCAAAAUAUGGAGAUAUUGCAUUAACAUCUAACAUUGCUAGAAAGAAUCCUAAAUCUGACGAUUUUUAUGAUCAGGAAGAUUCAUUUAUAGAUGAUGAUUAGGUAGAUACAGAAUUAAAAUAGCUUGCUAUAUGUGAAGCUGAUUAUGAUGACUUUUUUAUGGUAGAAGGUGGAUUGUAAGAUUUAGUUAAAAGUAGUGAGUUUAGAGAAAGACUUAAGGAUAUUUAAGAGUAUAGAGAUACUAAAAAAAUAGAGAAUCAUCUCAAAACAGAUAAAAAGGAAAAGCAACCAAAUCCGAAAAUAAAAAUAAGCUCUGAAAAUAGUAAAAACUUAAGUUUUAAUGAAAAAAAAUAAUAAGGUCUUAAUCUUCUAAUGGACGCUGAGGAUGAGGAAGAUGAUAAAUAAAUUAAAAAAAAGAAAAAAAAUGCAGCUAAAAAUAAAAAAUAAUUCGAUUUACUCCAUCUUAAAUAACCCACAUUUUAAGAAGAAAUGCUUUAAAAUGCUUAAAAUACAAAAAUUUAACCUGCUAAAACUUAACCAAAUGAAAAGUUAACAAAAAAUUAUAAGAAAUAGAAUCAAAAAAGCACAAAGGACAGUUGUGAAUAAAUUUCAAAUAAUGAAAUUGAUUUAAAAAGCAAAGAUAUGGCUUAACAAGACACAAAAGCUAAAGCUGAAGGUGAUAAUACUAAUAAAAUUAUUUGCUUAUAAAAUAUAAAUAAUAUUCACUAAUAAAAUUAAUAAGCUGCUUAUGAUCAAUAAAUAUCUCGUAAAAGAACAAAAAAAUCCUCCAAUCCCAUUCCUGAAAUCCCUGAAAAAAUUGAAAUAAGUAAAUAAUAAAGGAAAAAAAAGAGUACUUAGAAACCAAAGCAAUCAGGAAAUUAAGACGAAGAUGAAUUAGCUAAAGCAGUUAUAGUAAUUGAUGAUACUGAUGAGGAAUAAUAAAUUUAAAAUUAAAAAAGAAAUUCAACAACUAUUGAUAAAUCUUAAGAAGUUAAUUAAAUAUAAUAAAAAUAAAAUAUUGGAUUUGCAGAAAACUAAUCUACACCAGGAAAAUUAUAAUAAUAACUAAGCAAUAGCAAACCAAUAAUUUAGAUUAAUGUUAGCUCAUCAAAAAAAUUAAAUGAAAACUCAAACAAUCAACCUCAACCAAAAGAUAGGAUCAGACUUGUUAAAGCAUUAAAAAUUAAACAUACUUACUCUGAUACAAGAGAUACUGAAAAUUAUAUAAAAACAAGAAGUUAGAGAAACGAAUCUAAAUCAGCUUCUCAAUAAGACAUUGAUUCAGUAAGUGAAAUGCUUCCUUCUACUAAAAAUAAUAAAACAGAGUAAUAUAAAAAAAAUAAUUAAAAAUCGUUAUAAAAUUUAGAAAGUAACUCCAUUUAAUCAUUAUAAGACAUGCAAAUAAAUAAAAAAAGAAAUGCUAAUUCUGUAGACCAAAAAUAAAUUUCUUAUCUUAAAGAUAUCAAAUAAUCUGAAGAAAUUUCAUAAUCAAAGGUAGCAAAAAGAUCAUUAUCUUUAGUGAAUAGUAAAGUAUUUCUAGAAGAGCAACCAUUAGAAUUUAAAAGCAAAAUUGAUGAACAAUAAAGCUAAAAAUUAAAAAGAAAGAUAAUUAACCCUAAAAAAAAAGAUUAAUUAGAUUCUGUUGACAAUAAAAAAGAAAGCAGAAAUAGUGGUAAUUAUAAUAAAGACUAGUAAAAAACUGAAAAUAAUAAUAAUAAUAGCACUAAUGAAAAUGAUUCUAUGAUUAAUAAAUUGAAAUAAAAUUUAGAUCAAGCAGAAUAGAAAGUACAGAAAAGCAAUAAAAGUAAAAAAGAUAAAGAUAAAAGCUAAGAAGCAGAUGUUAUGGUAUUGUAAAAAAAUAUUACAAAAACUGAUAAGAGAAAAAGAGACAAAGAUAUAGCUGAGGAGGCAAACAUAAUAGCUUAAAAAAGUGAUAAAAGAAUAAAAGAGUGA
Messenger RNA from Tetrahymena thermophila SB210, 2733 nucleotides. RefSeq lists its product as hypothetical. The record is from RefSeq and is a predicted model, not a curated record. The transcript is spliced from 4 exons. NCBI's taxonomy places the organism in Eukaryota, Ciliophora, Oligohymenophorea, Hymenostomatida, Tetrahymenidae.